Messenger RNA from Epinephelus lanceolatus (giant grouper), 2867 nucleotides. NCBI's taxonomy places the organism in Eukaryota, Metazoa, Chordata, Actinopteri, Perciformes, Serranidae. The record is from RefSeq and is a predicted model, not a curated record.
CACCAGUCAAAACAAAGAAGGAAGCAGCAGUGAAGGAGAAACACUGCUGAUCGUCAGCGGAGAAGCUUUUUAAUCCUUUUUGUCUCACUGAGCACUCAUUCACUGCGAGGCUCGUAUUGUCUAUAAUUAUAUUUUUGUUACAUUUUGCAGAAAUCUACAGCAGAUCUCAUCAUGAGGUGCUGUGCGUUAGCUGUGUGUUUAAUUUUGGGGAUAAGUGUUCAGAACGGAUGGAGCAUUCCUCUCAAGACCCGCUUUGUCACCUUCCCAGGAGACAUCCUCAAAAACAUAUCUGAUAAUGAACUGUCAGAGAAUUAUCUCACGAAGUUCGGCUACAUGCAAAAGCUGCACCGCAGUGGCUUCCAGUCUAUGGUGUCCACUGAAAAGGCUUUGAAGAGGAUGCAGAGGCAGAUGGGGCUGGAGGAGACUGGAAAGCUGGAUAAGUCCACCCUGGAAGUAAUGAAGCGGCCUCGCUGUGGAGUUCCUGAUGUGGCCAACUACCAAACAUUUGCUGGAGACCUCAAAUGGGACCAUAACGAUGUCACUUAUAGGAUCAUUAACUACACUCCAGACCUGGAGAGCUCCCUGGUUGAUGACGCCUUUGCCAGAGCCUUCAAGGUGUGGAGUGAUGUGACCCCUCUGACUUUUACCCGCCUUUUUGAUGGAACGGCUGACAUCAUGAUUUCAUUUGGAAAAGCUGACCACGGAGACCCAUACCCAUUUGAUGGUAAGGACGGUCUUCUGGCCCACGCUUAUCCCCCUGGUGAGGGUAUGCAGGGUGACGCCCACUUUGAUGAUGAUGAAUUUUGGACUCUGGGAAAAGGAGCAGUUGUGAAGACUCGCUAUGGGAAUGCUGAUGGUGCUCUGUGCCACUUCCCCUUCACCUUCGAGGGCAAAUCGUACACCACCUGUACCACUGAUGGGCGUUCAGACAACCUGCCAUGGUGCGCCACCACAGCUGACUACGGCCGAGACAAGAAAUUCGGCUUCUGUCCAAGUGAACUUCUGUUCACCUUUGGAGGAAACGCAGACGGAGCAGAGUGUGUCUUUCCCUUCGUCUUUCAGGGGGAGGAAUAUGACAGCUGUACCACAGAAGGCCGCAGUGAUGGCUACCGCUGGUGUGCCACCACAAGCAACUUUGACAAGGACAAGAAAUAUGGAUUCUGUCCCACUCGUGACACCACUACAAUCGGUGGAAAUUCUGAUGGAGCGCCGUGCCACUUCCCCUUUGUGUUCCUGGGUAAAGAGUAUGACUCAUGCACAAGCGAGGGACGAGGGGAUGGCAAGUUGUGGUGCGCUACCACUGACAACUAUGAUGAUGACAAAAAAUGGGGUUUCUGUCCUGACCAGGGUUACAGUCUGUUCCUGGUGGCAGCCCAUGAGUUUGGACAUGCCCUUGGCCUGGACCACUCCAACAUAAGAGAGGCUCUCAUGUACCCCAUGUACAGCUACGUGGAAGACUUCUCCCUGCAUGAAGAUGACAUUGAAGGCAUUCAGUAUCUCUAUGGACGCAAAACAGGCCCUGACCCCACGCCUCCUCAGCCCGACUUCACCACCACUACCCCCUACCCAGACCCUGAUGAGACUGACCCCACAGAUGAGCCAGACACCACCACUACCACCACUCGACCUGUGGACCCGUCCAUAGAUGCCUGCAAAGUGACCAAAUUCGAUACCAUCACUGUGAUUGAGGGAGAACUACAUUUCUUCAAGGACGGACAUUACUGGAAGAUGUCCAGCAGGAGCAAUGGAGGGCUCAAGGGACCAUUUUCUAUUUCUCAGAGGUGGCCCGCUCUGCCAGCAGUCAUUGACUCUGCCUUUGAGAACAUGCUGACCAGGAAAUUGUACUUCUUCUCAGGGACCCGAUUCUGGGUGUACACAGGAAAGAGUGUCCUGGGUCCCCGCAGCAUAGAGAAGCUCGGCCUCCCCAGCACUGUUCAGAAGGUGGAGGGAGCACUGCAGAGGGGGAAGGGCAAAGUACUGCUCUUCAGUGGGGAGAACUACUGGAGGCUUGAUGAGAAGGCCCAGAAAAUCGACAAAGGCUACCCCAGAUACACAGAUGUUGUCUUUGGCGGCGUCCCCAAUGAUGCUCAUGAUGUGUUCCAGUACAAAGGUCACAUCUACUUCUGCCGGGACCGCUUCUACUGGCGUAUGAACUCCCGCAGGCAGGUGGAUCGUGUUGGCUAUGUGAAGUAUGACCUCCUCAAGUGCUCAGAUGGUUCAGCCACUCGGUAUUGAGGACGUGAACACAAAGGGAUGAGCUGGAAAUCGUCUGUAAUGUGGUAGCACCUAUUUCUCUCUCCUGUGCAGGUGUCAGGGAAAAUGUGAUGCAUUUUUUUGUGUAUAGCGCCUGUUAUAUGAUGUGUGUGCUUUCUGGGAUGUGAAUAUUUGGCCACCAUAGAUGUUGGCUAAUUGUAUAGCAUACAGUAAUGGCCUGAAAAUAACUUAAAAGCCCAAAGGAAAGCAAAACCAACUGUUAUCUCUGGUGCUGCCCUGCCCUCAGUCUGAUCAUCUGUGAACUGGUUGGUUAAGGUGGUCGAAAAUUUGACACCCGUAUCCACAAUUAUAAUAUUCUUAAAAAGGUAUCUGGAUUCCGGAUUUUCUAAAUAAUUUCUUUAUGUCUGACAGGUUCAGAUUCUUAACAGUAUUAGAUUAUUUUGGUAUUUAUAGCAUUAUCUAAUAUUAUUUUUGUGUCCUAGAGCUUGUUUGUUUUGUAUAAUUGUAUGUGUGUAUCUCUGAAAAUGGCUUCAAAGCCAAUUAUUGCACUGGAAGACAAUGCAUGUCUCCUUCACUGAAAUUAUUUAUAAGACUGAUAUGUUUUGUAUUAAAGUUCUAACUUUCAAUGCAAUAAACAUUCUGUGAGAAAUACA